AUGGCUGAAUUGGAAGCAUUAGUUCGUGUGUUAUUCCAUGGUUUUCCAGUUUAUAGACGUUACGUAGAAUCUGCUAGGAAGAACUUUGAAUUAAAUCAUAAGUAUCACUCUACCGAUGAACUCCGCUUCGUUUUCACUGGAAGCUUCCGAGAAGGGUAUCCGGAUACUUUGUUCAGUGAUACCGACGCCAUGGUAAUUUUGAACCCUUCCACAGAGAUCUGGUCCUCGGAGACUCAAAGUAAAGUUAUUCAGCCUGUUAGUGAAGCGCCAGCCCACGUCAAGCUAAUCAUUCCUCCAGGUUACAGUGAGCGCUUCGAAGCGGAAAACCCUACAAUUUCAACCUUCCUUGGUCUUGUGGAAGCUGAACAAGAUUGUUGCUUUGUGUCAGCUGAGAUUGCGAGAAAACUUAACGAGCGAGACUUUCUUCACGAGUUUAUGGCUGGCCAAAAGCCAAGUGCUAAUUGGACUGCUCCAUUAGCGGGCGCUGAGGGCAAAAUUUCGGUUUCUUACACCUUUCGUUCGCCGUCAAAGGUUAAUGUGAAAGCGACGAGCCAUCAUGGAUUUGUGGAGUCCGAUCGUGUACCAGCAAUCGAGUGCACUGGAUGGCCGACAAAUGCUUACGAAUGGAAAAUUAGACAGCCAAGAAACUGGCCCAGUGCUGAUGUGGUGGAAAAUAUUGCCUCCAGUGGCUUUAUGAUUGUACCAAAGCCUUCCGACCUUUCAGGAGACAUCAGGAAAGAAUGGCGACUUUCGUUCUCGAACCCGGAAGCGGAACUUUUCAAGUGGUUUACAGAAGAGCAAUCCAAAGUUUACUACUUACUACGUUCGUUGUAUGCGAGGCACUUCAAAGAAAAACUAGGAGGAGUAUUAACUUCCUAUCACUUUAAAACAGUGAUGUUUUGGACACUCGAAGAAGAAGAUCCCAGCCUUUGGCCUAAGGAAAGUACCUUGAAUCUAUUGCUGCGGGUUCUUAAGAAGCUCUUACGAUUUAUUCAGGACGGGUUUUGUCCUCAUUUCUUCAUCCGCAAUCACAAUUUGUGUUACAAAACAUCGAAGGUUGCGCUUGAAGAUGCUGCGACAGAAAUUUCUCUCUUUUUUCAGGAUCCUUUGAUUGCGUUUGGAAAGGUUGUAAAUGAGGAGUUUCUGGGGUUGAUACCUCGCCUUGGCCUUUUAACAGUGGAAGUUGAAGGAAAAUUGGAAAAUAAAACUACAGGCCAUGCCUCCUUCAUGAAUCUAGAAGGGCAUAGAGAUGUAGAACUAGAGUGUUUGUGGGAGACCUUGGAAGAUACUGCCAUCUCUAUCAAAGCAUUUCCAGAUGGAGUUGCCCUUCUCGAAGUGUACGUUGAUGCUCUUGCACAGGGUCACCAAUUUGCUUUUAUCAUGGGGAAAAGUGAGAGCGAACUUUCCAAGAUCAAGGUUACUUCAGUGCAAGAAGAUUUCUUUGAGAUGGACAUGGCACAAAUGAAUCAGUCUUUGUUGUUGUGGCUUGAGCUGGGUAAGAUUGCUGUUGACCUUACUUCCAAAGGGACAAAUGACAAACUGUUUUCUUUCCUUUGCAAGGUCCAUAUAUUUUUGAGAGAGCAGAAUGGCCCUCUUGAUGAGGAAGGAAAGGAAACUAUGGAUCUUAUCCAAGGAGUUUGUUGCACCACGGGGGCAUUCUUAGCUACAGUCAAUUUUGAUGCAAAGAACAUUUCAUAUCAACAGCUGCAUGAACUGGUUUGCGACUUCCUUCCAAUCAAUGGGAAUAGUGCCCAGUCUCCUUGUAACAUUAUUCUUGCUCUCUUUGUACUUAGUGGUGCAACCUGUAAGAUGGCAAAAAAUUUUCUAGAUUAGAAAGCUCAUUACUGCUAUUAUAAGUUGAGUGCCGAAUGGUAAAAAUUUGGUGAAGGAGUUUUGAACCUAAAGUUAUGAUGUUGUUACAGGAAAUAUUCCUCAUUUGUAGCAGUAAACAAAUCUCAAGAACUGUGAGUUGCCAACUGUUAAAAGUAAAAACCUGUUUAAAGAGGUUAAACAAGAUGUUGCCAUGGGAAACAGAGCCAAUUUCCCCUGACAAAAACACCAUUUUUAUGUCCAAAUGUGGUUGCCAUACCCUACUGUACCUCACUCAACUUAAAAUUGUUAUAUUUAGGAUGAAAAUUCCAAGAGGGGGUGGAAGAAAUUUGAGCAACAGAGGAAGCCUCCCCCCUAACCCACCAGUAGGACAGCAAGGCACAUCAAGGGAUAAUAAUUCUUUUUUUCUUUAUCUAAACAUAGUUUUCAUUGUUUUCCCCAAAAGCACCCAGGCUCAAUGAGGGGAAUUGUUCAUGUCUUACAUUUGUCAUUUCUAAUAACAAGAAAUGCCUAUUGCAUUAGCUGUUUAAUCAGGAUUUUCAUGCAACCUCUUUUGUGAGUAUCAGUAAGCUUUCUAUUAUAAAUUUUCAUUUGUAAUGAAGAAAGCAUAUUUGAGAUAAGAAAGCUCCAAAAACUAAACAAGAGACUGAUGGUACCAAUGUCUCCUAAACACAUAUCAUGCAAAUAUCCCAACUCUCUUCCUUCCAUGAUCAUAAACUGAAAUAAACUCUGUACCAUAUCAUUUAACCCUUUAACUCCCACAAGUGAUUGACAUGGAUCUUCUCCCUAUAAUAUCCAUACAUUAUCUUGCAAACAGGUAAUGAGAAUACUCAGACUUAUCAGGUAGAAGUUGUUAGCUUGAUAUAUCACUAAAUUCUCAUAACUUAUUUACAGGGAAAUAUAUAGCAACUAGAGGGGAGAAUUAACAAUCAGAUUUUGGGAGUUGAAGAGUUAAUCUAAGGGAUUGUGACUGAGAUUUUACUGUGUUGACAUGUAUAGGCAUUUUGAAUUUUCUGCAUUCCAAGGGUUAAUGAUUAGAAAGACUGAGUCUUGAAAUAUUUCCACACCUUACUGUCCAACUGCAGAAUUCAUAAGACUGACAUUUGCUUCACUAAAGCAACAACUGAUUAACAUCACAUACACUUUUGUUCAAUGGCUGAAUUUUUACUGAAUUAGGGACACAAGUCCCCAAAAACUUAACAUUUAAAAAAUUCUCAUCGGAGCCAGAGGUAGUAUCAGCCAUCAACCGUCAUUAACAUUUAACCCCAAAAAGUAACUAGCUUUUAAUUUUUCCUUUGAGUAUCACCUUUGAAUUGUGAGAAUAAAUGAAAUGAUCUAGAGCUAAAUAAGCCCUUGAUCAUGAAACUAAAACUCUUUGUCAGUACCAAAGGGAAUUUAUACAGAACAGUUUGAAAUAAUCCUUAUACCACAGGACAACAACAAAACAACAAUGGUUUCAGAACCAUACAAAAUACACAAUUUUUAAAGAAACGAGUCAAUGAUUUCAAAAAUUGUAAUUCCAAGAUAUUUUUAUGUUUUUCCUGCAAACACGACUAGGCACGAUUGACCAGCCGCUGUUCAGAGAAUGAGCCUACGCUCGCUCCUUUCCCAGCCCCCACCCAACUUCAAUGGAAGAUGGAAGACCUAAUCCAACCUGAUCUGGGAAAACAGCAGAGCACGAGCGGAAGUUGAAUGAGUGUACAUGAAAAGUAUUAAGUAAUGCAGAUUACGAGGGUUUUAAAGGAAAUUUUAUAAGACAUAGAUGAUCCACACCAUUUAACUUGGCUGAAAUCGCACUAUCAUGACGACUAAACGCUAAGAUUAAACACAAUGAAGAGAAAAUGAUGACACAAAUGCCGUAUCUAAAUGCUGUAUUCCACUUACAAGGGUUGUGACUGCUAAAUUUCCCAUUCAAACCUUCAUAAUUAUGAUGAUCUGAAAAUACUAAAACGCAUCGCCACUAGAGCACUCUCCUUUUCCCGCUUUUUUCGGUUCUUUGUAAUUAGAGUUCUGAUUGACUUCUUUAGUUAUUACUGGGAUACCUGUGGUAGCCCAGUCAUAUUACACCUUUGUUUUUUUGUCCUUUUUUUUUUUUUUUCCUCCGCCACAAAAUGGAAAAAUUGCGCAAUAGUACCCAGUGGUCAUUGGGCCCUCAAAUCCAUGACAACUAAAUGUGAUCCAAUAAGGUUUUCACAUGCUGAUCACGCGUGUUAUCUUGAUGAUGAUUGACGCUGUCAUGCACGGACAGAGCCGGGUCACAUGACGAACUACGAGAUUUUUGCUUAUAAAACUCUGUUGUCGGUUGUUUUGUAUUUCAACGUGUUUGGAUUACGAUCACCUGGAGCAUUAUGGCACAAUCGCUCAAAAUACUUACAGACGCAUACACAAGUCGCAUUGUUCGCGGUCAAUCGACACUAAAAGAUGUUACUGAGCGGUAAUUUUGGACCGGAUUGAGUCGCGAACGCUUGAAAGCCAUGAAAGCCUUGAAUGCCUUGUAUGCCUUGUAUGCCUUGUAUGCCUUGUAUGCCUUGUAUGCCUUGUAUGCCAAGUAUACCAAUUUAUUAGCAGGUAUUUUAGUGUUAACAACUGGGUUGAAAACGUAAAUUAGCCACCGUAAAGGGUAAAAAAGCUGACGUUUCGAGCGUUAGCCCUUCGUCAGAGCGAUAGAUCUUUAGAAACUUACCCCUUUAUACCAAUUUAUUAGUCGAAAAACAUACACUUGUUGUUAAAAAAGCAAAAUCUGAAAUCUGAGCCCAAACUGCAUAUACUCUAUGCAAUCUAUUGAACAACACUACUACCGUGAGACUAAAGAACAAAACUCUAAUUGAUGCAAACUGCUUGUGAAGAAAGACGCCAUGCUGGAUUCACAAAUCUCGUGUUCGUCAUGUGACCCGGCCCUGUCCGUGCAUGACAACGUCAAUCAUCAUCAAGAUAGCACGCGUGAUCAGCAUGACGACAAAAAAACAAAGGCAUUUUAUGACUGGGCUACCACAGGUAUCCCAGUAAAAAUAAAAACAUUACACAUAAAUUUCGGUUCCUUACACAUAAAAACAUUACACAUAAAUUUCAGUUUCUUACACCUUUUCGUUCGCUUACACUUACAUAUGACGUAAAACGUACCACCUUUAAUUUAACAUUUUACGACAAUUUGUGUAAAAGGAAGUCCACCCAACCUUGUUUGCGAGAAUCGGCUGUGAGCGACUGGAUCGGCUUGUUACUUAAAGAGCUAAUUUGUUUUUUCGAGUUUAAGUCUCUGCAUUACAUAAUGGCUGAUUUGGAAGCACUAGUUCGUGUGUUAUUCCAUGGUUUUCCAGUCUAUAAAAGUUACAGAGAAUCUAUAAGGCAGAAGUAUGAAUUGAGACAUAAGUAUCACUCGACUGAUGAACUCCGCUAUGUCCUCACAGGAAGCUUCCGAGAAGGGUAUCCGGAUAUUGUUUUCAGUGAUGGCGACGUCAUGGUGAUGUUGAACCCUUCUACAGAAAUCUGGUCCUUGGAGACUCAAAUUAGAGUUAUGCAGCCUGUUAGUGAAGCGCCAGCCCACGUCAAGCUAAUCAUUCCUCCAGGUUAUAGGAAGCACUUCGAAAAGGAAUACCCUACAGUUUCAAACUUCCUUGGUCUUGUGGAAGCCGAACAAGAUUGUUGCUUUGUGUCAGCUGAGACUGCGAGAAAACUUAACGAGCGAGACUUUCUUCCUGAGUUUAUGGCUGACCAAAAGCCAAGUGCUGAGUGGACUGCUCCAUUAGCGGGCGCUGAGGACAAAAUUUCGGUUUCUUACACCUUUCGUUCGCCAUCGAAGGAUAUUCUGGAAGGAUCUGCGGAGUCCGACCGUGUACCAGCGAUCGAGUGCACUGGAUGGCCGACAAAUGCUUACGAAUGGAAAAUUAGACAGCCAAGAAACUGGCCCAGUGCUGAUGUGGUGGAAAAUAUUGCCUCCAGUGGCUUUAUGAUUGUACCAAAGCCUUCCGACCUUUCAGGAGACAUCAGGAAGGAAUGGCGACUUUCGUUCUCGAACCCGGAAGCGGAACUUUGCAAGCGGUUUACAGACGAGCAAUCCAAAGUUUACUACUUACUACGUUCGUUGUUUGCGAGGCACUUCAAGGAAAAACUAGGAGGAGUAUUAACUUCCUAUCACUUUAAAACAGUGAUGUUUUGGACACUCGAGGAAGAAGAUCCCAGCCUUUGGUCUGAGGAAAGUACCUUGAAUCUAUUGCUGCGAGUUCUUGAGAAGCUCUUACGAUUUAUUCAAGACGGGUUUUGUCCUCAUUUCUUCAUCCGCAAUCACAAUUUGUGUUACAAAACAUCGGAGGUUGCACUUGAAGAAGCUGCGACUGAAAUUGCUCUCUUUUUUCAGGAUCCUUUGGUUGCGUUUAGAAAGAUUGUAAACAAGACGUUUCUGGGGUUGAUGCCUCGUCUUGAGUUUUUAACAGUGAAGGUUAAAGGAAGAUUAGAAAAGGAAAUUAUGGGCCUCCCCUCCUUCAUGAGUUUAGAAGGGCAUGGAGAUGUAGAGCUAAAGUGUUUGUGGGAGACCUUGGAAGAUACUGCCAUCUCUAUCAAAGUAUCUCCAGAUGGAGGUGCCCUACUCGAAGUGUACGUUGGUGCUCUUGCACAGGGUCACCAAUUUGCUUUGCCGGGGAUAACUGAGAGCGAACUUUCCAAGAUCAACGUUACUUUAGUGCAAGAAGAUUUCAUUGAGAUGGACAUAGCACAAAUGAAUCAGUCUUUGUUGUUGUGGCUUGAGCUGGGUAAGAUUUCUGUUGACCUCAUUUCCAAAGGAACAAAUGACAAACUGUUUUCUUUCUUUUGCAAGGUCCAUACAUUUUUGAAAGAGCAGAAUGGCCCUUUUGAUGAGGAAGGAAAGGAAACUAUGGAUCUUAUCCAAGGUGUUUGUUGCAUUGCGGGGACAUUCUUAGCUACAGUCAAUUUUGAUGCAAAGAACAUUUCAUAUCAACAGCUGCAUGAACUGGUUUGUGACUCACUUCCAAUCAAUGGAAAUAGUGCCCAGUCUCCUUGUAAAAUGAUUCUUGCUCUCUUUGUACUUAGUGGUGCAACCUGUAAGAUGGCAAAAAAUUUUCUAGAUUAG
Messenger RNA from Pocillopora meandrina, 6910 nucleotides. The record is from the annotation of a GenBank genome assembly. Lineage: Eukaryota; Metazoa; Cnidaria; Anthozoa; Scleractinia; Pocilloporidae.